Molecule: messenger RNA, 4104 nt
Organism: Salvelinus namaycush (lake trout)
Lineage: Eukaryota; Metazoa; Chordata; Actinopteri; Salmoniformes; Salmonidae
Product: inactive histone-lysine N-methyltransferase 2E-like
Exons: 18
Coding region: 1-4086 (1361 amino acids)
Molecular function (GO): protein binding
Source: RefSeq, a predicted model, not a curated record
AUGAGCAUACCGGUAUGUAUCUCUGCAGACGGGGACACCAGUGCCACAGAGAGUGGGGACGAGGUGCCACUAGAGUUGUACACGGCCUUCCAGCACACGCCCACCAGCAUCACACUCACCACCGGCCGCCUGGCGUGCAACAAGCAGGCCGACAAGAAACGCAAGAGGAGCGGAGACAAGGAGCCUGUCGCCACCUCGGCCCGAGCCAAGAAGGCGUUCCGUGAGGGCUCCAGGAAGUCCUCCAGAGUGAAGGGUGGAGCUCCAGAAAUGGAGCCCGGGGAGCACCCGUCUCUGUGGGAGAACAAGAUGAAGGCUUGGAUGGAGGCCUACGAGGAUGCCGGCAGCAACCAGUACAGCGAGGACGUCCAGAUCCUGCUCCGCGUCAAGGAGGCCGGCGACGGCAAGACCCUGGCCUACAACACACACACAGCCACCUUCAAACCGCCCGUGGAGAGCCAGGUUCAGAAGAACAAGAAGAUCCUGAAGGCAGUGAGGGACUUGGUUCCAGAGUCCCUCAUCAUAGAGUACAGGGGCAAGUUCAUGCUGCGACAGCAGUUUGAGGCCAACGGAUGCUUCUUCAAGAGGCCGUACCCCUUUGUGUUGUUCUACUCAAAGUUUGACGGGCUGGAGAUGUGUGUGGACGCCCGCAGCUUUGGCAACGAGGCCCGCUUCAUCCGACGCUCCUGCACCCCCAACUCUGAGGUGCGUCAUGUCAUAGAGGAUGGUAUGCUCCAUUUGUACAUUUACUCUUUGAGGUCCAUCAGCAAAGGCACCGAGAUCACCAUAGGCUUCGACUAUGACUAUGGCUGCUGUAAAUACAAGGUGGAUUGUGCAUGUGUGAGGGGGAACCCAGAGUGCCCGGUGCUGAAGUACAACCUGGAGCCCACAGAGAACCUGGAGGCCAGCAGCCGCCGGCGGGGCCGCAAGGACAAGGAGCCCAUGAUGCAGCGAGGGGACCACCUGGACCUGGGCCAGAAUCAGAACAUGACCCUGGACUGUGACGGCAGGGCCAAGGGCCUGGGGGCCGACGGCAAGCAGAGGAAGCUAUCACCCCUCCGCCUCUCCAUCUCCAACAACCAGGAUCCUACAGAGUUAGAGGGUGUAGAAGACCAGCCUGAUAACUCCGUUAGCAGUGAAGUAGAGAUGGAGUCAGAGGAGACCAUUGCAGAGAGAAAGAGGAAGAUGGCCAGCCCAGCGGAGGAGUCCCAUCUGCAAGGCGUGGGGGCCUCCAGCUGUCUGGGACUGAGUAAACCGGAGACACGUGAAGAGAGGAAGAUGGAGGCCAUCCUGCAGGCCUUUGCCCGCAUGGAGAAGAGGGAGAAGAGGCGGGAGCAGGCCCUGGAGAAGAUCGGCACCAAAUCAGAGGGGGGCAUCAAGGAGGAGCCCCCUGCCACCCCCGAGGCCGACAUGCAGUCUCCUGGUAUCAUGACGCCCCUGCUAGAGGUGAAGGAGGAGCCGGGUCUCAACAAGCCCACGCCGGCCAAGCUGCGAGGCAGCAAGCAGAGGAAGAGCUUCUCGCGGAGCCGCACCCACAUUGGGCAGCAGCGGCGGCGAGCGCGCACCAUCAGCACCUGCUCUGACAUACCUCCCGGCUCGCCCGGGGAACUCCUGGACCCCCUGGCCAAUGACGGCCCAGACGUAGAGGCCUCCAGGGACCCCGAACCAGAGGCCCUCUCCUCCCAUGCCCCAGACACCAGCCCCCCUUACAGUGGCUCCCCGGCCCCUGACAGAAACCGCUCCGGGCAGAAGUACCCCAAAACUAAAAAGCACUUGGUGAGUGAGUGGUGCGUCGACAAGCAGGAGCGAUCAUUGCGGACCCCAGAGCCGGCCCCGGAGAGGCCCCUGAGGAUCAGCAGCGACCCGGAGGUGCUGGCCACCCAGCUCAACGCCCUGCCCGGCAUGGGCCCCAGCCCGCACGUCUACAGCACGCCCAAACACUACGUCCGCUUCUCCUCGCCCUUCCUGGCCAACCGCAGCCCCACCACCCCUGGGGUGCCCACCGGACGCCGGCGUUCCCGCGAGCUGCCCGACACGCCGCCCACCUCAGGCUCCUGCAAGAAGCGCUGGCUGAAGCAGGCUCUAGAGGAGGAGACCACCACCCCUCCACCCAGCAGCGGCCGGCCCACCCUGGUCAUGCCCAGCGAGGACCCUCUCAGCCCCCCUAUCAACGGGGACUCUGACAGCCCCCUCCCCUACAAUGGCAGCUGCACCUUGCCAGGUGAGGACUCUGAGUUGCCCACUCCUCUGAAGAAGCGGCGCCUGGGUCUGUGUCCGCUGGACGCCUGCAUGUCAGAGAGCUCCACCCCCUACGGCUCUCCCUGCGCCACGCCAACCCGGGCCGACCUAUCAGAGACACCGGGUACACCCCUGCUGCUGGCCACGCCACCCCGCGUCACCCGUACGGAGGAGCCGAGCCCCGAGCCUCUACCUAGCACUCCCACACACGCACUCAGUGCCCCGCAGGAAAGCGAGUCUUCCCUGGACAGCUCACCAGAGGGCAGUCGCAGACCCAGCCCCCAAGAGGCUGAGCGACCACCUUCGCUGCUCUCCUCCCCCUGUGUAGCGGUCAGGGCUCCCAGUCUGGACGUGUUGCCCCCCCACGACGCCAAGACCAGCGCCCCCGUGAGCCCCCAGCCCCCCACCGCCGAGUCCCAGGACUGUGUGGGAGAGGAGGGGCCAGAGACAGGGGCCGAGGGCAAAGGCGAGGCCCCCUCCUCCUCCACAGACCCAGCCUCUUCCUCCCUCCUCCCCCCCUGGAUGAAGAGUCCAGAGAGAGUGGGUCUGUCAGGGCCAGGGGGUCUGUCCUUCUCCCCCAUCAACUCUAACCUGAGGGACCUUACCCCCUCACACACCCUGGAGCCCAUCUUGGCCUUCAGGCCUGAGGCGGUGGCUGUGGCUGUGGCUGGUGUUGUGACUGUACCAGUACCCUUGGCAGCAGGACCCUUCACAGAGGCUGCAGGGUCUCUCUUUUACCCCUGCCCUGAGGAGGGGGGAACCCUGGCCUUCUCUCGUUCACUGAGUGGAGACAGCACCGGAGAGGGAGGGUCAGGACAGAAUCCCCCACAGAAGAAAAAGGUGUCUUUGCUGGAGUACAGGAAACGUCAGCGCGAGGCGCGGCGCAGCGGCUCCAAAAUGGAAUGCGGCUCGCCUGUCUCUACAACACCUACCCUGGUGGAGAUGUUCCCUCUGCCCAUGGAGACCACCCAAGAGCCUCCACCCCUGGCUCCAGCCCAAGCUCCAGUGGCCCCUGCUGCAGUGGCCCCCACCCCGCCUGAGCCAAAUACCCCCCAGCCCAGCGAGGACACAGAGCCCCCUGUCGAGGGGGAGAGAGAGGGGGGAGAGGGACAGUGGACCUCGUCCACCUCGGUGGAGCAGGCAAGAGAGCGUGGCUACCACAGAGCCCUGUCGCUUAGUGACCACAGCAAAGACAAAGAUGGAGAGACCGAGGGCAGUGAGGCCCCAGUCAGAGAUUGUUCAUCUCCUAGCCUGCAGAGGACCCCAACCCACACGCCGUGUUCUCCUGGCCCCAGCAGCCCGUCCCAGCCUAGCAGUCGCCCAGUGAAGGAGGAGGAGAGUGACAGCCGGCCUCGGACCCCCUCCCAGGCCGCCCCACAGCAGCCCAGCAAGCCUGCCGUACCCAAGACAGCCCCCCUGACCCCCACCAAGCUGCACCCUGCUGCCCCCUACCCUGCCCCCUCACUUCUCCACUCCCCCAACCCCCAGGCUCAGGGCUCCCCUUACCGCAGCCAGAGGGCCUUCCUCUUUGCUCCUCCUCAGUCCCAGCCACAGGCUCAACCAGGGCCGCCCCCCUUCUCCCAGUACAGCCCACAGUCCGCUCCGCCUCCCCCUCCUCCACCAGCACCUCCAGCCUCAGCAGCCUACUUCCCCAGCCAGUCAGCCUCCGCCGUGGGAUCCUUCCCUGGGUUCAAGCCUUCCGUGACGUCCCCAUUCCCCCCUGGAGCCCAGCCCCUCCUGCAGACUCUUCCUCACCACGCCCUGCACUACCAGAGCUCUACCACUCCCCCUCCUCCCCCCCCCUCCCCCACCACAACAUCCUGGGCCCGGCCCGACCCUGCUGCACGUUAACCUGCAGCCUCCUCCUGU